Laetiporus sulphureus 93-53 is the source of this 930-nucleotide messenger RNA. RefSeq names its product putative YHM2-protein of the mitochondrial carrier family. The coding region runs from base 1 to 930 and encodes 309 amino acids. Lineage: Eukaryota; Fungi; Basidiomycota; Agaricomycetes; Polyporales; Laetiporaceae. Gene Ontology annotation, molecular function: tricarboxylate secondary active transmembrane transporter activity. Gene Ontology annotation, biological process: mitochondrial citrate transmembrane transport; alpha-ketoglutarate transport. The transcript is spliced from 7 exons. The record is from RefSeq and is a predicted model, not a curated record. Gene Ontology annotation, cellular component: mitochondrion.
AUGGCCAUCGAGAAGGGUGCACCUGGUCAGAAGGGCGUGAACUGGUCCAACAUCGCUGUCGGCGGAAUCAUGAACAUGGCCACGACUCUCGGGCAGCCACUCGAAGUCAUCAAGACGCAGAUGGCGGCCAACCGAUCGCAGACCAUGCUCCAGGCUUUGCAAACAAUAUGGAGCCGAGGAGGUGUACUGGGCUUCUAUCAGGGUCUCAUUCCAUGGGCGUGGAUAGAGGCAUCCACAAAGGGUGCUGUCCUGCUGUUUACCGCGUCGGAGGUGGAGACGGCCGUGGUGGGCAUGGGCAUCAGCCCUGGAGCCGCUGGAUUGCUGGGUGGCAUGACAGGUGGUGUUGCACAGGCGUACGCGACGAUGGGUGUCUCGACAUGCAUGAAGACCGCAGAGAUCACGCGGCAUAAGCAGGCCGCGGCGGGUGUCAAACCUCCUUCGACGUGGGCCGUGUUCGCGGAUAUCUACCGCCGGGAAGGUAUCCGAGGCGUUAACAAGGGUGUCAAUGCUGUCGCGGUGCGGCAGAUGACCAACUGGGGCUCAAGAAUGGGCUUCGCUCGUCUUGCCGAAGACAUGAUCCGGAAGUUUAAGGGCAAGGGCGAGAAUGACAAACUGACUGCGUUCGAGAAGAUCAUGUCGUCGACAGCGGGUGGUGCGUUGGGAACAUGGAAUCAGCCCAUCGAGGUCGUCCGAGUAGAGAUGCAAUCAAUGGCGAAAUCGAAAAACCCCAACCGCCCACAGAAGGUCACGAUCGCGAACACGCUGUCAUAUAUCUAUAAGGAGAAUGGCUUCAAGGGUCUCUAUCGCGGAGUCACGCCUCGUAUCGGUCUCGGUAUCUGGCAAACGGUAUGCAUGGUGUCCUUUGCUGACUAUGUGAAGGUUUGGUGCGUGAUUCUUCCUCGUCUUCUAGCAUGCUGGUAUUGGAGCUGA